Helianthus annuus (common sunflower) is the source of this 1776-nucleotide messenger RNA. Its product is annotated as probable galacturonosyltransferase-like 7. The record is from RefSeq and is a predicted model, not a curated record. Gene Ontology annotation, cellular component: Golgi apparatus. The transcript has 2 exons. Gene Ontology annotation, molecular function: glycosyltransferase activity. Bases 519 to 1595 code for a protein of 358 amino acids. NCBI's taxonomy places the organism in Eukaryota, Viridiplantae, Streptophyta, Magnoliopsida, Asterales, Asteraceae.
CAACAACAUAACAACACGCGAUGCCACCGUUCAAUCUCCAGAAACCAAACCCCAAAAUUUUCAAAAAAUAAAUAAAAAAUUAAUUAAAAAAUUAAAAAAAUCCCCAUUUUCUCUCUUCUUCUCCGUCCUUCAUCGUCAUCUUCGUUUUCCGGCGAAGAUUGGAGGACGGAAUCGUUAUCGCCGGCGAGAACAUUCGACGGAAUAUGCACACUCUCCGGUAACACCACCGACACCUUCACUGCAGUGACGUCACCUUCAGAAGAAGAUCGCUUCGUUCUCACGGCAGCAUCUUCUUCUGAUAAUUCCACAAGGUUCUCGUUUCAGAUUCGUUCGAUAAUUCAUAAUAAUCGAUAAUCCUCUAGAUUCACUCAUUAUUUGAUAGAUUGAUUGAUUUAUUCGCUUUUGAAUCGUGCCGGACCUCACCGGAACCCUAGGUUUCAACCGCCGGUGGUGAUUUGCGAUUGUAGAUUUUGUGCCGGACCUCCCCGGAACCCUAAUUUUCAACCGUAGAUUGUAAAAUGCAAUGGAUAAUCAGAUUUUCAGGCUUUGUAUCGGCGGCAUUGGUGAUGAUUGUUCUCGCUCCUUCGUUACAAUCGUUUCAUCCUGCUGAAGCGAUUAGAUCUCAUUCGCAUUCGCACUCGCACAUCGACGGACGGUUUCGUCACCGAACAUCGUCGUUUCGUCGCGCGUCGGAGUUCCGCAACGCCGCCGGAUGCGUUCCGGUUCAACAUUCCGGCGAUGUUUGCGAUCCGGCUCAGGUACACGUAGCGUUAACUCUCGAUUUCGAGUAUUUACGAGGCUCGAUUGCCGCAGUUCAUUCGAUUUUGCAGCACGCAUCGUGUCCGGAGAGUGUUUUCUUCCAUUUUUUAGUCUCUGAUACGAACCUCAAAACCCUAGUUUCUCAAACUUUCCCUAAAUUGAAGUUUAAACUGUAUUAUUUCGAUCCGGAGAUUGUACGGAAGCUGAUUUCAACGUCGGUGCGUCAAGCAUUGGAACAGCCGCUAAAUUACGCGCGAAAUUACAUUGCCGACAUGCUCGAACCGUGCGUCCGGCGAGUGAUUUAUCUAGAUUCCGAUCUGGUGGUGGUUGAUGACGUGGCGAAGCUAUGGGGAACAAGUUUAGGUGAGAAAACAAUCGGAGCACCGGAGUAUUGUCACGCAAAUUUCACGAAAUACUUCACCGGCGGUUUCUGGUCAAACCGGCAGUAUUCCGGCAUUUUCAACGGUAGGAAUGCAUGCUACUUCAACACUGGAGUGAUGGUUAUUGAUUUGGAGAAAUGGAGGGAGUUCGGGUAUACGAAACGGAUCGAAAAGUGGAUGGAGAUUCAGAAAAACGAGCGGAUAUAUGAGCUCGGGUCGUUACCUCCAUUCCUGCUGGUUUUUGCGGGUCAUGUGGCUCCAAUUGACCAUGGGUGGAACCAGCAUGGGUUGGGUGGGGAUAAUGUUAAGGGUAGUUGUCGUGACCUGCACCCCGGUCCGGUUAGCUUGCUGCAUUGGAGUGGGAGUGGGAAGCCGUGGCUGAGACUCGAUUCGAAACAACCGUGCCCGUUGGAUGCGUUAUGGUCUCCGUAUGAUCUGUAUAAACAGCCGUUGUGAUUAUCAGAAUCGAGACUGGUACAUUUCUCUAUCAUAUCCUUGUAUUGCAGUUGCUAUUUGUUUUUUUGUUCUUGGGGGGUUUAUAGAUUUAUGUUAUGUUUGAGGAUAUGUAUUCUAUUCCAUUAUUUCUGCAUUCUGAUAAUAAAACCGAAAACUGAAAAGAUAUUCAAUUUAGUCUGUU